This is a messenger RNA of Oryza brachyantha (malo sina), 1455 nucleotides long. RefSeq names its product sulfite oxidase. The transcript is spliced from 12 exons. The record is from RefSeq and is a predicted model, not a curated record. Bases 94 to 1287 code for a protein of 397 amino acids. Gene Ontology annotation, cellular component: mitochondrion. Gene Ontology annotation, molecular function: oxidoreductase activity; molybdenum ion binding. NCBI's taxonomy places the organism in Eukaryota, Viridiplantae, Streptophyta, Magnoliopsida, Poales, Poaceae.
UGCCGCCUUGCCGGCCGAGUCGAUCGGCACCACACACACACCCAACCAUCCAUCCCUCGCGCUCGCAUCGCCUUCCCCCACCGGAGCUCCCAGAUGCCGGGCCUCACCGCGCCGGCGAGCUACUCCGACGAGCCGCCCCGCCACCCGGCGCUCAAGGUCAACUCCAAGGAGCCAUUUAAUGCUGAGCCUCAUCGAUCCGCAUUAGUUUCAUCUUAUAUCACCCCAGUUGAUUUGUUCUACAAGAGAAACCAUGGACCAAUACCAAUCGUGGAUGACCUCUCAAGAUAUAGUGUUUCCAUCACUGGUCUUGUCAACAAGCAAAUUCAUCUAUCUAUGGCUGAAAUUAGGAGCCUCCCAAAGUAUGAUGUAACUGCAACACUACAGUGUGCAGGCAAUAGGAGGACUGCGAUGAGUAAGGUACGGAAAGUGAGGGGUGUUGGGUGGGACAUAUCUGCUCUUGGUAAUGCAACAUGGGGAGGAGCAAAGCUCUCUGAUGUCCUUGAACUAGUUGGAAUACCUAAGCUCAGUUCAGUCACAUCUUUAGGAGGCAAGCAUGUUGAGUUUGUCAGUGUCGACAGGUGCAAAGAAGAAAAAGGUGGUCCUUAUAAGGCAUCAAUUCCACUAAAGCAGGCAACAGAUCCUGAUGCUGAUGUGUUACUUGCAUAUGAAAUGAAUGGAGAGACCCUAAACCGUGACCAUGGGUACCCACUUCGUGUUGUUGUACCAGGGGUUAUUGGUGCACGUUCUGUAAAAUGGCUUGAUAGUAUCAACAUAAUCAAAGAAGAAUGCCAGGGGUUCUUUAUGCAAAAAGAUUACAAGAUGUUUCCACCUUCCGUAGACUGGGACAAUAUUAAUUGGUCAACUAGGAGGCCGCAAAUGGAUUUUCCUGUACAGUCUGCUAUUUGUACCCUGGAGGAUGUAGAUGUCAUCAAAGAAGGGAAGGCUAGGAUUGCUGGGUAUGCGGUUUCAGGUGGUGGCCGUGGCAUUGAGAGAGUUGAUAUAUCUGUCGAUGGGGGUAAAACAUGGGUCGAAGCUCAUAGAUACCAGAAAAGCAAUGUGCCGUACAUAUCUGAUGGACCUCAAAGUGAUAAGUGGGCAUGGGUUCUCUUUGAGGCUACUUUAGAUAUUCCAGCUAAUGCUGAGAUAGUAGCUAAGGCGGUGGACUCAGCAGCAAAUGUUCAGCCCGAAAACGUGGCGGACAUAUGGAACCUGAGAGGAAUUCUCAACACGUCUUGGCAUCGGAUUAAAAUACAAAAUUCCUCGUGUGUGGGAAGAUCCAAAAUGUGAAACAAGUACAUUGCCGAGUGCUUGGAAUGAGAAAUCAAGAACCUUAGUGUCCCGGAAUAAUAAUAGCUUUUUACUGGAAUAAUAAUAGUUAUUGCAGCAUUCAAUGAUUCUCGCAAGACUCUAAUAAACCUGUACUAGAGAACUACUAUGUUGGAAUCGUGGUGCUGG